This is a messenger RNA of Laetiporus sulphureus 93-53, 848 nucleotides long. RefSeq lists its product as uncharacterized. Lineage: Eukaryota; Fungi; Basidiomycota; Agaricomycetes; Polyporales; Laetiporaceae. The transcript has 2 exons. The record is from RefSeq and is a predicted model, not a curated record. The coding region runs from base 103 to 384 and encodes 93 amino acids.
GCCACAGUCUUGAACAGGAGGGGCGAUGGAACACACCAGCAUCAGGCCAGUCAGACGGCGCCGAAGAUCGCUCACCAGGUCACGAAGGCAACGACAGCUACAAUGGACAUUGGCCACAACAAGAGCACGAGCCACGUGCAAGUGACACCAACGGCAAUGCGUAAGGGCGACCGUCAUCCCUCGAGGCUACCAUCAAGCUCCCCCCUCCACCUAUCUUCUCGCAAGCGAUCGCAGGACGACAGCGCGUCGGAUAACGGGAGAUACUUGUCCACACGAGUGCAUCACGAAUUGGCGGGGAGGAACUCGAGCAGCAUCCCCAGUCCAGCUGCAGAGCGAAAAAAACAAGGUCGUGAGCCGGUCGAGAACUACGCGAGCGUUCGAUGACUUCUUCGACGCCGCCGCGGCGAAGAUACUGGGCGAGCAAAAUCAAGCACAAGGGCACGGCUUAGACGAGCUUCUGAAGGCACAGGGCAAUGUGUACUGAUGUCAAGUGCGAGUCAGUGGUCUUUUAUUCUACCGACGAGGGAGAGGAGAACCGGGGAGAAAAGAGAUGCACGAAAAAGGUCCCAGAAAGUAUUAAAACUUGUGCUAUGCAAAAGAACUUCAUAUUUUCAUCAUUGGAUCUUGACCUCGCAGUUGGGUGUUCAGCCCAGACAUCGUACAAUAGCCGUUCGCUGUGUGUUUCGGGGAGGGUACAUCUCGAGUCUCGUAGGGCCUUCAGAUGUGGCCUUCAUUAUUGGAAAAAGCAGGGCUGUCGACAGUGUGCGAUAACGAGACGAAGAAUACCAGCAGCUAUAUCGUGAUUUCGGGAGGAAUUCGAUACCGCGAAGCUAAAGCUAGAGGAGACC